Porites evermanni is the source of this 3882-nucleotide messenger RNA. NCBI's taxonomy places the organism in Eukaryota, Metazoa, Cnidaria, Anthozoa, Scleractinia, Poritidae. The record is from the annotation of a GenBank genome assembly.
UUGCUUUUCGAUGCAGAUAACGAAGAAGAAUUGUUUAAUCCAAACUGCGUGACGGUAAACUUGCUGGACAACCUAAGAAGACGUUGUGGAUGUCAAAAGGGAGGUUGGUUUAUUUUCCGUGUGUUUACACAAUAUUAGUUCUAUUUUGCCAGGGUAUUUUGUAGUUCUAAUACACACAUAUAAUGAGGUGUAAAUCGGCGUUGCUCGAGUAUUAAAUCAAUGUUAAAUAAAUUUGUGUUUACAUCAGAAUACUUGGAAACAGUGUGUGUGCGGCCGAUCAGUCUGUAAAACUGUCUGUAGCCUGAAUUAGCCUAAGGCAAGUUUCGGGGUUUGAACGGAUAGGAAUUUCGCUUUGACUAACUGCAUCUACUGUGCAUAAGGUCUUGCAGACUUAGUUCUUUGUUUUUGGCGGCAUAAAAUCAAUGACAAAAGAAAUGGUAACAACUGAAGUGGAGUAUAAAAGUUUACUGCCCACAGUACAGUGUAACAACAGCACCCAACUCGAACUCGAAGGACAGGUCUCAAUCCCAUGAUAUCUCGACCCCUAUUGUCUAACCGUUUAUCAUGCCGUUAUCAUGCCAUCUCUGGCUCUGUUUCCUUAUAUUUAAUCAUUAUUCUCGCUGUAUUAAAUGAACACUUUAUUAGUGUCCGUGAUGUAGACAGCCCGUGACAUAACCUUGUCAUAUAAACAAACAAUGCAGUAGUUGUCCCUUCCGUAGUACUGUCAGUUGUGUGUUUAAUAGCAAGCCGGAACUGCCUGAAUGUUUGAUGACAAGUUGGCUCACUGUUUAUUCUCGGCCGUCCGUUCUAGUUUUAAGUGUUUACUUCACCAACAUGCUGCUUUGACUUAACUGGUCCAUCGUGAAGGCACCCCUUUCAAAGGAUAAAACGAAUAAAAAUUUGCCCCUUAUCUUUUUAAAGUCCUGUCAGUAGAAACAUUUAAGCCAGGAAUGUCCAGAAUGUGCAGCACUAACGUUUACAAAAGUCGGUUGAGUUUGAUCGUCCGGGUGAACGUAGUCCUGACAGUGACUGACGUUUCGACAACCUGUGCGGUAGUCAUCAUAGAGUCUUACUUUUGAAAUGACUCCUGGGUUCAAACCUUUCACACUGACGUUUACGUAUGGUAAACAUUUUCCCAAGUUAGCCUGAACAUCUUCUUACAUAAAUGUUAAUUAGCACAAAUUUAGGCUAUUUAGGUUCGUAAAUUGGUUCUUGUUUUCUGACGACAAAAAAAAAACAGUACAUUGUAGCUGAGAAUAUUUAGUGGUAUUCAGCUCAUUCCUUAUACUAGGUAACACCUGUAAACCGUUACAAUUGCAGCAGAGCCGUAGCUAGCGGGGGGGCGGGGGGCAGGGGCAGGAGGGGUAGCUGCCCCCAUGGACCAAUUGAGCCAGAAAAAUCAAGUCUGUGGAUGGAUUUGUUUUGAUUGUAGUGACUUGCAAUUAUUUGCUAUUUUUAUGGCCGAGAAAUUAAGGCACCUAUGUCUCCAACGAGGAUCCUGGACGUUGACUGAAUUGUAAAGAAUGAGUGUACAGAAUUCUUUUAUAGAUUUUAGAAAAUAACAACCUGUUUCAAAUUUUAGGGUAAACAGGUUUUUGUGUAGAGGAGGCCUAACUGGCAAUUUAAUUGGCCCAACAGGUUCUUAAAAACCAGGGUCUUUUAUAGAUAGUCGCAGGUUUUUACUGUAUUUCAUGUGCGCCGACUGCCGAUCGAGGAUUGCUUUAAUUUCCUUCAGUUUGACCGCUCUCCACAACAAUCAUAAUUGUCUCCAUCCAUUUACUGACUUACUGUUAAGUCAAAAUAAACAAGAAUUGUAUAAUUGUCACCCUGCUCUUCAUGUAAUCUCUAUAUAUUGCUUUAACGUACAUAUAUUUUUAUGUUACUCUUUCAAGAUUAAUUGCGUGUUUGAUUUGUGCUUCUUUGCUUUAUAGUAACUUUGGAUUUGUCUGAUGAAGACGGCGACAUUAAAAAUCUGCAUGAAUUUCCCACUCAAUACGCUCACAGAUUCCUCAAGGGAAGAGAAGUUUUUGUGCUCGUUAAGGUUGAAAGUAAGUUCCAUUGAAGUGGCAUAAAUGCCCUGCGAUUUUCGUCCCACAAACAUUUUAAAUCAGCAGCAUUCUAGCGCUUUAAUGGGUAAACUCAGAGUAUGUUGCAGAAAGUUAAAACCCUCACCACAAAAUAACACUCACUUUGAACUCACACCGCUCUCGCUGGAAAGAAAACCAAAGCCUUCAAUGUUUAACUUUUGUAGUCGCCGAUAAAAACAGGAAGUAGCCCCGCCUAGACAGGGAAAGUGUCCCCGGCCUCUGCUCUGAUCUGUGGUACGAGGCAAAAAGCUAAGGGAGCGCAGUUUGCGAACAGCAAGCGGCUAGAGGCCAAGCCGCUUUACGGCCUGCCUUUAUGUCCGCUAUCGUUCGUUCGGUCUAUUCCCCGCCCGGUAUUGCCCAGCUUUUUAUAAACGUGCCCCGACUACGUAGAUAGUGAACUAAUUUUCCAGAGCUGCUUCCAAGAACCCGACCUGAUGCAUGUUCGCCUAUUUUCUGAUAUACAUGUAUUUUUCUCUAUAUUUUAUUUAUAUAUCUGAAAUGUUUUGCAGUACACAAUAAAUUUUUGUUUGUGUCGGCACGAGUGCGAAUAGAAGGAUACAAAUUGUGGAAUCGAUAAUUCAGGGCGAAGGUGUUUUCUUUAAAUUGCACGUUUUUAAUCUUCUGUUACCCCAGAUUGUAAUCUUUGGUCAGGUAAACCAGUUUUUAACCUUUUAAAAUGUAACAACUCCCAUAUAAGACUUAUUCCAUAUUUGGGUUGGUUACUUUUUAUCUGUCUAUUCAGGCAGGUUGCAUUUUUCAGUUGGAAACUUGAAGUUGAUUUUAGCAAUUUUUCUUGUUUUCUGUUUAUCCACAGAAGGCGAAGGAGAUCAGCCAACAACGUAUACAGCGCUGCUAAACGACCUGGAGAGAUCCAACCCGAAACUACUGGGUACGUUAAACUGUGCUGAUCUGUGUUUCUCUGCCUAGUUAAUGGGUCAGUUUUACAUGUGCAAAAGCGGUUUCAAAUCAAAUCCUUUAACUAAGUAUGCUUUUACAUAGCUCAUUGCUCUGACUUUGCGAACUGCCCCGAAUUAGCUGCACCGGCCAGGGAUGAUUUUAGGGCGGUUUCAUGUAAAUCCAUGCAAGCUUACCGGAUCACAUCCGACAUGUUUGAUAGCCUGUGUGGGGGAGUUCGAAGGGAAGGAAAAGAAGAAUUAAGGUGCGCAUGCGCUCGAGAUGAGCGCCCUUCCACUUCCACUUCCACUCUUCUAACUUCAACUCCACCUCGUUUCCAGGGUUCUAAAACUCGUCCUGAGUUCAAGAAGGAGAGAAACCUAGCCUCCAAAAGAGGCCACUAUUUUCUUCAACACUACGAAAGAGCCUUCUAUGCAUUCACUGUACCUGGAUGCUGCUUAGCAAUUGAAACGAUCAAAUGUAAAAACUUUUUGUUGACAAGUUAAGGGCAGCGAUCGGCGACGAUAAGGAUUCGUCAGUUAAGUUCCUGACCAGGGUUUCUUUUCUCUCCUUUGGCUGUCCCAAUCGAGGUGAAAGAGACUUCAAAACCAGGCUUUGCCAACCGGUCACAAACUUUUAAUGCAUUUUCAUUUGUACUUCAACAGCUCGAUUGGAAACGCUAUCAAAGUCUUGCUCUGAUGCCAAACCCAAAUCUGGACAAAGAAAAGAGUCAAUGUGGACCCAGGCUGCUAAGAUACGCAAAUUCGCAAAGGGAGUAUCCAGCGCAGAGCGCAAAAGAGCAGAUUCUAUUCCCCCCUCUAGAGGAGACGGUAAAAACAUUGGUACCACUCCAUCUCCGCCAGGGAAAUCCCGGCAAAGAAAAACAUCUAAGAACAUGUAA